Molecule: messenger RNA, 3213 nt
Organism: Theileria parva strain Muguga
Lineage: Eukaryota; Apicomplexa; Aconoidasida; Piroplasmida; Theileriidae
Product: Guanylate-binding protein domain protein
Exons: 2
Coding region: 1-3213 (1070 amino acids)
Molecular function (GO): GTP binding; GTPase activity
Source: RefSeq, a predicted model, not a curated record
AUGACAACGAUGAAAAUAUGUCAUUGUUCGCAUACACCCAAAUGCUCAACGACAGUAAUUGUACACAAAUCACAUAACGAGCCGGUUUAUCAGGAAUUACAAAGAAUAAAAGUAAUUAGCAAAGAAAAAGAAUAUUCAACAUGUCAAUGUCAAAAUUCAACACAAGAAUAUAUAAUCUACAAAUGGCCAAACAGUAACUUUGUCGUAAGGAAUGAUGACCAUUUUAAGAACGAAGCAACGGUCUCAUUCGGACAAGAAUGGUCAAAGUCUAAACUAACAAAUGUGGUAGACGUUGUAAAUUAUUACAAACCGAACCCAAAAAGUCAUGUUUACCUGCCUGAGAAUACAUUUGACACCAACGGGAAGAUCAGAGGGCAUAUGGGAGGAGAAACCACAUUUCGUAGAGAUCCACAAUCAAAUCGGCAAGACCACUUGAACACUCAUACGAAUGAUAACAAUAUCUACCACCAGUUUAAUGAAGUAGAAUCUGUAGACUCGGACAAAGAUACAGUGGUUCCAGAAGCAAGGGUUAAAGGCCUGUUUGAAGUACCCUUUGACGUCUAUUCAAUGCCCAGACUAAUUGCUCCAUUUAAAGGGUUCUCCAAAAUAAUAACGCCAAGAGCAAUAAGAUUAAUUAACUUUACAGAAACUGAAGAAGGCAAAUUAAUGUGUAAAAUAGAUAAAAACGCCAUGAAUAUAUUACAAAAACAAGUCGGAGAUUUAAACGUAGUCUCAGUUAGCUUCGUAGGAGAUCCAAAAUCAGGCAAAAGCUUUUUAGCAAGCCUUUUGGUGGGAAAAGAUAACACAAGUUUUAACAUAUCAGAAUCAUACAUAGACCCAAAUAACAUGCUUGUCGAUGGAUCAGUGUGGGUCUACAUAUCAGUUUAUCAAGAAAAGCACGCUUACGUGUUUUUGGACUUUGAAGGAUUUGAACACUCAGAAAAAAACAGAACUAAAAUGUUACUGUUUGCAUUUUCACUCUCAAACUUGGUAUUUUGUAAUGUAAAAUAUUCAUUGAUGAAUGGAAUCCAUAAUUCAAUAACGGCAAUGAUCCAACUAACCAAAAAACCAACUUCAAACGAGACCUUGGGAGACCAUGAUAAUUCACAAGAAGAGAAUGAGUUUUUGGAAAUAAUCAAAGGUCAAGGAACCCGUCUUCUGAGCCGUUCAUACGAUAGCCAGAAUUUUGUUGAUUUGGUUCCGAACUUUGAAGAUUCUGAAAAUUUUCAAAGUGAAAGAAAGGAACUUUGGAGUGCACCAAUAGUCCAAUUUGUUUUCAGGGACUCCUCAGGGUUUGUCAAAUGUAUAGACGAUCGCAUUUUUACACCAGAAACCUUGGUGGAACAAGGAAUUUUUGAGAAUUAUUUAGACCUUUUCACCACUGAAGAAAGAGAUCCUAAUUUUAGGAACGAAAUGCUAGACUCAUUUGAAGUAUUUACUAACCGGAAGUAUAUCUCACUGCCACAUCCAACGCUUUCGACCCACCCGUACGGCGAUAACGAUUAUUCAAAAGAUGAAGAUUCAAACCUAGCUGAUUUCUUCAUGAAGCUUCUCUCCUCGGACAAAAACGACUUUAAAAGGUUCACAAGGUUAAGUUACGACGAUUUAACUCUUACAUCUAAUCUCAGCAGCCUGUUCCACGAAAAACUCGACCAACUCAAGUCGCUUCUGUAUCACGAUACGCUCAACUACGCCAUGGCACGCCCUCAAGUUAACGGGAGAAUGUUCGGAGAGUACCUUAAAAAAAUGGCCACCCAUUUUAACAAGGACAACUCUCUAACGGUUGAUAGAUUAAACGAUAUGCUUUCAUCCGUGUUUUUAAACGAGAAUAAUGUGAUCCUAAAGGAGGCAUUGGUCAAAUUCUUAAAGGAAAUCCGAGCAAAAGUAGCUCCCAAGCUACCAAUGGACAGCAAAGCACUACUAAAUUUGGCCCUGUCAUCAAAAUUCACAAGCUUAAACUACUUCGAAUCAAAUGCUUUCGGAACACGACAAGAAUAUGAAAUGAAGUUGAAUGAACUGUCAGAAACACUUGAGGACCUAAUUAGAAAAUUAGAAAAUAAGAAUAAGACACUGAUGAUGGAGCAACUUGCAAGCUACGUCGAUAGAAAGGAGCACAUCAUAAGGAGUAAUCUCUUAAAGAGAGAAUACACCUUAAAUGACCUAAAUGAAGACUUAACUAAACUUAAAAAAUCAUUAAAUAACAAAUUUUCAGAUUCCGAGCUCGUUUCAAAGGUCCUCGCCAGAGCCUCAAGUAACCUAGUUUCUCUUUUUAACGACACUCAUCCAGAAACUUUCGUCCACAAUCUCAGUUAUUCCAAAUCCUCAAGUAUAGAAGAAACAUUCCAGAACCUUAAUACCUACAUAUCAAACAUUUCAUCACAUUUGCAAGCAGAAACCAAUCCUAAGAGCCCACCAGGUUACUCUGGGGCUGCCGAAAGUGUAAUGAACACCUACAGGGGAAAUCAGAAUAAUAAGUUAGAUAGCGACCUCGGAGAUAAUACUUUAGAUGGAGAUUAUUACGAUUCGGAUGAUGAUGACGAAUAUGAAUACGAGGAUUAUACUGAUGACGAUGAAAACGAUGAUUCGGAAGAUGAAGUGGAAGUUUCAUCAGAUGAUGAGUAUGAAUUAGAAGUAGAGGAACUAGAGGAAACGGAAACUUCAGAAGAUGAAUCAGAAAGUACUAAUAAUGUAGAUUAUUUAGAAGAGGACGAUGAAAGUGAUGUUGUAGUGGAGGCCGAGGUACUAGAAGAUGAAGUAGAAUCUCUAUCACUCGAGGACGAAGAGGAGUCUGAAGAAGACGAUUCUCAGGUACAAGAUAAUAAUGAAAAUAAAUCUGAUGAUACCAGUGUAUAUGAACACACACCAGAUGAAAAUGUUGAUGAACCAGACGAAGAAGACUCAGAAUCACAAGAAGAUAACCAAGUUGUGUGUAAUACUGAUUCCAAUCAGGAUUAUCAGCUAUUAGGUGAAUGCGGGGGUACACAAAGUUUUAUAGAUGAUCCCGGAGAAAUGACGUCCCAAAACUUUGAUGAUGUUUACGUAGAUAACGAAAAAAUGGAGAACGAUCAGGACGAGGUGGUAGAAAUCCUUGAAGACGAUUUCGCACAAGAAGAUAUUGAAGUAAAUGAUAAAAAGGCAGUUUUGCAAGAAAUAUUUGAAAAAUCAGCCGACGAUUUCAUGGAAUCGAGAGCCGCUAAAAACGUUCCACCGUAA